GCUUGGCCAACAGAUACAUUAAGUACGUACCUACAAGAAAAUAUUAAAAGCAUGAAUGCUUCUGUUUGCAUUGCACCUAUUCUCAUUCUCCUUCUUCUUGUUCCGGCCAUCGUCUCUGCCAGGCACAUUGACCGGCAACGCUCACAUCAUGGGCAUCAUCAUCCAACAAGGCCUAGCAACAGUGACACAAUGGUGAGACCUGGUUUUUAUUGGGAAAGAAGAUCAAGGAAGCACAGGAGAGCCGACGCCGUCGACCAAGUUGCGGGAUCGACCUUGCCGGAUUGCUCCCACGCCUGUGGGUCGUGCACACCGUGCCGGCUAGUGAUGGUGAGCUUUGUGUGCUCGACCAUUGAAGAGGCUGAGACAUGUCCUAUAGCUUAUAAGUGCAUGUGUAAUAACAAGUCUUAUCCUGUUCCAUGAUGCCAUGCCCGUGGGAAUCAAUUUCAUCUGCCCUUUCCGCCUUCCUUCAUUGUAACACACCACUUCUACUCUUUCAUCUUUCUUCUCUCUUCUUCUCCUAUAUUUGUAGACAAAGCUUCCUUUAUGUAAUCAAAGAGUUUUUUUUUUCAUCUUAUAUUAUUAUUUUGUUUGUUUACUUUCAUAUUUAUUGUAAAACCCACUAUUAAAUCAUUAUUAUU
Messenger RNA from Cornus florida, 638 nucleotides. Its product is annotated as protein EPIDERMAL PATTERNING FACTOR 1-like. The coding region runs from base 52 to 420 and encodes 122 amino acids. The transcript is spliced from 2 exons. Gene Ontology annotation, biological process: stomatal complex development; guard cell differentiation. NCBI's taxonomy places the organism in Eukaryota, Viridiplantae, Streptophyta, Magnoliopsida, Cornales, Cornaceae. The record is from RefSeq and is a predicted model, not a curated record.